AUGUUGGAGAGCAUCUCGCUUUUGGGGCCACUUUUGCAAUGGUUCACAGAUGUUAUGUCGGAGAUGAUGCCAAUGGUUACAUCCGACAUUGCAACGUACAUAGAUCGCUGGGAGAAUACACAGGACGUGAGCGAGCUAUACCACAUGUUUGCUCGAUUGUCAGUCUGGUACUUUGAAUGGUCUGCACCCUUGGCCAUCUUUUCGAGUGUCAAUAUAGACGCCCCGACAUUGUUCAGGAAGAACUUUAGGACAAACUUUCUGUCAACUCUACCUCGAGGAUUUCCAGUAGCUUUCCAUGCUUUGCUACGUUCUACUCUCGCUGCACCAGCCCUCGAUCCUCGCCUUUUCCCUAUCCUUGAUGUAAUGGGGUUAUUGCAAGACCAUGAAGCACUCGUGGCAAGUGUGAUUCACGAGGCUAUUGAGAAAAGGGUAAAGGAAGUAUGCGAAGAGGACAAUGGAGAGACGAGUGUACUCCAGACCGUAAAGAAUUGGUUUACGGAGAGUGUGGUUCCUUGGAUGGCUAUGACUUAUGGAAGAGGACUGACCGAUGGCAAGUUCACCGAUUUUUUCAAACCAAAGGCGCUUGCCCCUGCUGCUGGGAAAACUUCUCAGAUUUUUGAUAUUAUCGUAGACUACCCAGAUUCUCGAAUAGCUUUGACGGACCUCAAGGAAUGCAUGGAACGAGCAGAUGGGCGCGGGAAUCUUGUACGAACUUUGCGGAAGCUAAACAAUAAACGUCUGCUGCACCCAGGAGCUGACACGAAGGACAUUCUCACCCAAUACGUCUCAACUAUUCGAUGCCUACGUAUACUGGACCCGCCUGGCGUUUUGCUAUUCAAAGUAGCCGAUCCAAUCCGGAGGUACUUGAGAGAGCGACCCGAUACCAUUAGGUGUAUUGUUAGUAAUCUCGUUGGAGAUGGCAGUGAUCUAUUGGAAGAGAACGAGCAAGUCUUGCCCAUACAAGCAUUGAACGAGCCGUAUGAAGAUUAUAGUGACCCACAAUGGGAUCCAGAGCCCAAUGAUGCUGAGCCAGACUUCCGUACCAGCAAACCUGGCGAUAUCGUCAGUACAUUGGUUAGCAUUUACGAUUCUCGGGACUUGUUUGUCAAAGAACUACAGAGUAUGCUGGGCCAGCGACUCUUGGCGGUGAAAGACCACAACUAUGAUAAUGAGGCAAGUCUCCUACCGCGAUUAAUACCUGAAGGGGCAGCACUUCAGUUAUGCGAUGUAAUGCUUAGGGACGUCACUGACUCACGACGCGUUGACAAACAUGUGGCCGGCCGUUUGAACCUCUCAUUCUCGAUUGGAAUAGAUGCCUCUACAUGCAACGAUUAUAUCUCAUCUCUUUUGGCCGAACUUGCAAUCAACUUCUUUCAAAAUGCCCGGCCAGUUUCAGCAGAAGAUUUCGAAAAAGAGUACACCGAACAUAAAGCUGGCAAGAAAUUACGUUGGAUGAAUAACCUUGGGACUGUCAGCCUCGAUCUAGAGCUCGAAGAUAGGGUUGUGAGCGCCGAUGCAUCACCCCUUGAAGCAGCCGUCGUAGAAUUAUUUUCCGAGCAAAAUGUUUGGGGUAUCGACGGUUUGUCAAGCAAGCUAGGGAUUAACGAUUCUACACCUGUCCGAGCGGCACUGAUGUUCUGGACUUCUAAUGGUGUGCUUAAGCCGUUAGAAGAUGGACAAUACGAACUUUUGGAAAGAAUAGAAGCCGAAGAGAGCGUUGCGCGAAGACCAAUUUUAAGCCUACAAACACCAGCAGAGACAGCGCCAGGUCCCACUACGGAAGACGCAGCGCAACAAACUGCUCAGAUGGAGCUAUUUUGGAAUUUCAUCAAGGGGAUUUUGACUAAUCUGGGUGCAAUGCCAAUCGACCGCAUACAGGCGAUGCUUUCUCUGGCUCCUAAUUAUAAUAAAUCUAAAGAACAGCUUUCCGACUUCUUGGACGCAGCCCGAGCGAAAGGAUUGGUUGAUUACAACAAUGCAUCGCUGAAUCAGCUCAGGCUCUUCCCCCACACGGCGCUUUUCUUCAUUCUCGACGAUCAGAAUUUUGUGAUGACUGGUACACCUGACAAUCGCCCACAAGGCCCACAAGUCGUUAUUGAAAGCGCAGAGUUCAUUGUUUCACGCAGUAAACUUGUUGACCUGAACCAUUCCGGGAUCAACCGUGUAGCCGAACAGAUCGACAAACAAAUUCGUUCAGGGUUGUACUCCCCUCAUACCUGGAGCGAACAGCCAUUACACCAUCUCCCCCCAUGGCCGCUGGACGACAGCGUUGAUAUUUUUUCUCAAGAAUCCCCAGCUUGUCCAACAAUCGACUGGAUAUUUCUUGUGUCCCUGUUGAAUUUCAGUUUCUGGUCUUCACUUCCUUCUGGUCAACGCUUCGCCAUAGAAUGGUUACCUCCACGCUCGUUGGACGGUAACAUGAGGUGGGAAGGGUACUGGGCACUUCCCGCUGCCCUAAAUCGUGCUCUGGAGAAAGGUAUUCCAAUCACGGACCCAAAGUUCUAUUCAUCUCAGAGAGACUGUCCGGACAGUCUCAUCGAGAGUGUAUUUGAGCCAGCUUCAGGUUGUCUUGAGCCAAUACCAUUACUUAAGGAAAGGAUCCACGUCAUGAGGGAGGCGGGAACUAUCUUGGUCGAACGUUAUGGUGGAUCUUUUGCGGGCUUUCUUGCUGAAUGGCGUGAAGAGUAUGGUCCAAAAGCAGCAGCAGGUGCACUAGUAGCUAAGGUUACCAGAGUAUUUGAAGCCUUUCGCGAUGAAGGAACAUACAAGGACACACCAGUAUUCUUUUGGAAGAGAGCGCAAAUUCUAGUUGCUGAAACCUGGGCUGCGUUUUAUCCACCACCGGGCUCUAUCGUACCACACCCUAUUUUUCCCUUGGGGGUGACAGAAUUGACUAUGUUCGCAGACUAUAGAGUGCCUCAAAUCCUUCAUCAUUUGGGAACCAUCGAUUAUUCACCAAUACUGGUCUCGAUGUUACUUAACGGCGAGAACCUUCCAAAUGGAUCCGAGGCAGAAAUGAGCAUUCGUGCUGCGGGAAUUCUUGCUGUGGAGGGGAUCAAAAAUAGGAUACUAGACAUACGAAGACGCAAACCUGCCGCAAAUAAUCUAGACUCUGAGGUUUGUAGCGUUUUAAUCGAUUUCUUCCUAUGGGACCUUGCCAAGCGAGUGGAGAGUACAGAAGGAGAAGAGGGCUCAGCGAAAACUCCUUCGAUUGCUCCCAUCCAUCGUACCAGAAGUAUCUGGUACUGA
Messenger RNA from Rhizoctonia solani, 3249 nucleotides. RefSeq names its product ubiquitin-protein ligase. Gene Ontology annotation, molecular function: ubiquitin protein ligase binding. Lineage: Eukaryota; Fungi; Basidiomycota; Agaricomycetes; Cantharellales; Ceratobasidiaceae. Bases 1 to 3249 code for a protein of 1082 amino acids. Gene Ontology annotation, biological process: ubiquitin-dependent protein catabolic process. Gene Ontology annotation, cellular component: anaphase-promoting complex. The record is from RefSeq and is a predicted model, not a curated record. The transcript has 25 exons.